This is a messenger RNA of Actinia tenebrosa (Australian red waratah sea anemone), 1303 nucleotides long. Its product is annotated as galanin receptor 2a-like. Gene Ontology annotation, molecular function: G protein-coupled receptor activity. Gene Ontology annotation, cellular component: plasma membrane. Gene Ontology annotation, biological process: G protein-coupled receptor signaling pathway. The record is from RefSeq and is a predicted model, not a curated record. NCBI's taxonomy places the organism in Eukaryota, Metazoa, Cnidaria, Anthozoa, Actiniaria, Actiniidae.
UCGAGCGUGGCGUUAAAUAAUCAUCCUUGACAAGAAAAUGAUGGCUUUGGAAAACAACUUCUCGCUAAUUUUUUCCUCAUCAAACUCAAGCACCGAUAAAGCACGCCAAAAAUUCAUAUUUUCACCCAUUGAUCGUAGUGAAAAAAUCAUAUUUUCACUUGUCAUGUCCCUAUUGUGUUGUUUUGCGAUCGUCGCAAACGCAACAAUUCUGUACUACAGCAAGCGACAAGGAAGGCGUCAAAUUAGACAAAGAAGAGGUACAUUUAAAAGAUCAUUGACAGACCAUUUUGUUCAAAGUUUAGCGUGGACGGACUUCUUGUGUGCUAUUACCAUUCCAGCCAUUUUUAUAGGGCAAUUAUUUACUCAAAUGGCUCUAAAGGAAUGGAGUUGCAAAUUACUUAGAUACUUAACGAUUUUUUUCCCAACGGUAACACUCGCCAACUUGAUGGUCAUUGGGGUUGAAAGAUAUAUUGCUGUAUUCUAUCCAUUCUUUUCCAUAACUAAAGGAAAUGCGAAAAAAGGGAUAUUUAUUGCGUGGAUUUUCGGAGGAUUCGUGACUUUAAUCCCAACCGCUACAUACAAGGUAAUAAGACAAGAUCUCGGAGCUGACACUUAUACUUUAAUUUGUAAAUACGAUCGACGAGUUCUCUUGUAUAAAAGUCUAAUUAUGGGCUUCACUUUAAUAGUAUAUAUAAUUCCGAGCCUAGUUCUGGUCGUCACUAGCAUUCGCAUCAUACGAUUUUUAUCUCAAAGAAAAUUAUUUAGAAAGAAGAAUAUCAGAACAUCAUGGCGGUUGAAGAAGACUAGCAUGUUUGUAAAGCUAAUUUUCUCGUAUGUUAUUCCGUAUUUUCUUUACGUUAUUUAUGUAAUUAUCUAUAUGGCUACUGAUGGAGAGUUAAAACAUUAUGAUGACUUUGUUAUUAGACGCUGCAGUGCUCUCUUAUCCUUCUCGAAUACCGUGGUCAAUCCCAUUAUUUUCUAUUCUAACAUGGGCGGAUUGAGGAAGAUGCUUAGAGACAGCCGUUUUCGUUACUACAUUACUGGUCACUUUAGAGGCAAUGUAGUUGUUCGUAAAGACAAUACUGACAGCUCUCCGUGUAGAGCUAUAGAACACAAGAGGCAGACGCCUGUGGCCACAUUGCAUCCAAUGGCAUGGAAAAACCGUUCAAGGCGCAACGGGAUAGGAUUAGGAAGAACGAAUGUUGUAAUACCGAUGGGGAAUGAUGUGUCAGUCCACUACAACACGCACUCCGCGCAAGUCACAACGUCCAGCUAUUCAAAGCGACAAGCUAAGAAUUCCUGA